GUCAGUACAGAAUCAUUGAACUGAAUGCAAUUAUUAAAUUAAAUGGAAAGUGAAAAACAAAAAAACAUUGGAGUGGAAAUUCGUUAAGUUUUCUCUGUGUGGGACGAACUCUUAGAGGAUGAGCCCAACUGUGAAGCCAAUGAAGGAUGGCAUCAUCGAUGAUGAUGAUGAAUUCGUGUGGCAAGACUAUCUGGAUGCUACUGAGACAACAGAAGUUCCGCAGAUCAAUUUUCCUCACGUUGAAUUGACUCUGCAGAAUGGAAUUGAGAUUGGAAUGUCUUUGGAGGUUCCAACUUCUAAGGGCGAUAAGCGGAAUGCUUCUUAUUGGAUAGCAACGAUUGUGAUGGCCUGUGGACCUCUUUUAAGGCUUAGGUACUUUGGUGGUGAUGACAGAUCAUUGGAGUUUUGGUUUAACUUAACGAAAGAGGCUGCCCACGAGUUGGGAUGGUGUGUGAGAAACAAUAAGAUAUUGGAGCCACCUGAUGCUGUGAUGCAGAGAUCGCCAGAUUGUUUGGAGAUGUUGCCAGGAUUUUUGCUGACUGCCAAGUCCGUUCCAUAUGAAUUCCUAAGUGGAGUAAGUAAAAACAACUCAAAAUUAAGCGAAAUAAAUUUCUGGGAGCGAUGGAAUAUGACAGCGUGA
This is a messenger RNA of Diachasma alloeum, 640 nucleotides long. RefSeq names its product scm-like with four MBT domains protein 2. Gene Ontology annotation, biological process: regulation of DNA-templated transcription. The coding region runs from base 119 to 640 and encodes 173 amino acids. The transcript is spliced from 3 exons. Gene Ontology annotation, cellular component: nucleus. The record is from RefSeq and is a predicted model, not a curated record. NCBI's taxonomy places the organism in Eukaryota, Metazoa, Arthropoda, Insecta, Hymenoptera, Braconidae.